This is a messenger RNA of Paramecium pentaurelia, 546 nucleotides long. The record is from the annotation of a GenBank genome assembly. NCBI's taxonomy places the organism in Eukaryota, Ciliophora, Oligohymenophorea, Peniculida, Parameciidae.
AUGAAUUAACCAAUCACAAUCUUAUAUUAGGUAUUGACAACCAAUUCAGGAAAAGUAUUUUUAAUAGAAGAGAAAAGCUAUAAUACUUCAAUCAAAUAUUAUGCAUUUUCAUUUUAGUAAAAAGAAAUUACUGUAAAAUCAUUAAUUCAAUAAACAAAUAUUCUUUAAAAAUCAACCCUUAAAGAUUUAUUUAGAAAAUAUAAAAAAAUGAAUCUAGAAGGGGAAUUAUAUUUAUUUGAUUAUUAUGAAGGAAGUUAAUUUUUAGAUUUAAAAGUGUUGGAUUAUGGAAAAAAUAAAAAAUCUUUUGAAUAUCCAGAAAUUAAAUAAUAUCUUAAAUAAUUGCUAUUAGCCUUAUAUGAAUUACAUAAAAAUUAGAUGCCUGGAAGAAUUUUUUCAGUUUAUAAUAUAUUAGUUAUUUAACCAACUGAAAAGCUUGUUUUAAUGGAUUUUGGAUUCGGACCAGAUANUAAUGUAUAAUAAAGCCAAAGCAUUAAAUAUAACUUUGUUUACAGUAUCACACAGAUAAUCAUUAUUUAAAUUUCAUGA